Messenger RNA from Rhineura floridana, 5252 nucleotides. RefSeq names its product solute carrier family 35 member B3 (gene SLC35B3). Gene Ontology annotation, biological process: transmembrane transport. Gene Ontology annotation, molecular function: 3'-phosphoadenosine 5'-phosphosulfate transmembrane transporter activity. The transcript is spliced from 10 exons. The record is from RefSeq and is a predicted model, not a curated record. Bases 831 to 2009 code for a protein of 392 amino acids. Lineage: Eukaryota; Metazoa; Chordata; Lepidosauria; Squamata; Rhineuridae. Gene Ontology annotation, cellular component: Golgi membrane; endoplasmic reticulum membrane.
GCGCGGCUCGCCGCCCUCUAGCUCACCCCAAUCCUGUGUCCCACGAUCGACUGAUUUUGAAAAGGGGGAAGGGCAGAAGGGGAAGAGGAGGGUGGAGAGUGUGUGGCUUCAAUUGGCAGAAGGUUGUAGCGUCGUUGUUUCGGUUUCAUCUUCAGACUUUUUCCCAGAUCUGAUUGUGCUUGUUCCUGAUCAUCAGGAAUUCUAAGUUCAUUGCCGGCGAGGCUCCAGAUGGUUGGGGUGGAUUUGUGGAGGGGGUGGGAGAAGCGUACCCUCGGAUUAAAUUUAUGCAAAAUGGCUUGAGGCUGGCCCUACCAUUAGGAAGGGUGAGGCGGGCGCUGCAGGCAGCCUAUAUGAGGUGUCAUGAAACGGCCACAGAUUUGUUAGUAGUUGUUGCAUUUUUCCUGUCAGACAGCUGGAGAGGUGCUAAUGGUUUUUCUUCUUCUUUGCUUCAGAGCCAAAACAACUUGGCUGGCUUGUUCCUGGGUAUCAUGCAAGGUUGACAGGGCGCUGCUGUACCUGAGGUAGCAAAAUGGCUUGGGCCAGCCCUGCAGCCACUUCUGAAGCCAAUGUUUGCACUGCCUUAACGUUUCCUAUUUCAGAAUGUCAGGACAGAUUUUUUUUCUUUCCCUUCUGUCUGGUUGCUGGUCUGAGGAGAGGAAAAUGCAAAUGACUAAAAGGUGGCGUUUUUCCUGUGUAGGGAAGGAUCAGGGGCACCAUCCCUCCUCCACCAGUAUGGCAGCAGCAAGGCAAGGCAGGCCAACUACCUUUUUUCUGUGCUUCACUAAGGGGAAGAAGGAGAAUGGGGCUCCGUCCUCCACCUGCCUAGUCACAUGACAGCAGGGCUUUCAAAUAAACAAAGCAAAGAUUUCAUUGUCACCGAAUGCAGCGAACUAGGAAUCAUGGAUCUGAAAUUCAAUUCCUCUCGGAAGUACGUUUCUAUCAGCAUACCUUCAAAAUCCCAAGCUAUGUCACCGCACAUCAAAUCAGUAGAUGACAUAAUAGUGCUUGGUAUUAAUCUCAACAAAUUUAACAAGACUACCCAGUUUUUCAUUUGCGUUUCUGGAGUCUUUCUGUUUUAUCUUAUUUAUGGAUAUCUUCAGGAACUGAUAUUUUCAAUAGAGGGUUUUAAGCCCUUUGGCUGGUACCUUACAUUAGUGCAAUUUGGGUUUUACUCCAUUUUUGGACUCGUAGAACUGCAGCUUAUUCAGGACAAAAGAAGACGGAUCCCAGGCAAAACCUACAUGAUAAUAGCUUUUCUAACAGUGGGGACAAUGGGUUUAUCAAAUACCUCCUUAGGAUAUCUGAAUUAUCCCACACAAGUAAUCUUCAAGUGCUGUAAACUGAUCCCAGUUAUGAUAGGAGGAGUCUUUAUACAAGGAAAACGUUAUAAUAUUGCAGAUGUUUCUGCCGCAGUAUGUAUGAGCUUGGGCUUAAUAUGGUUUACUCUAGCUGAUAGCACCGUUGCACCGAAUUUCAACUUUACAGGUGUGGUCCUUAUAUCUCUUGCCCUCUGUGCAGAUGCAGUUAUAGGAAAUGUACAGGAAAAGGCUAUGAAGUUACACAAUGGCUCAAACUCUGAAAUGGUUUUGUAUUCCUAUUCAAUAGGUUUCCUGUAUAUUUUAUUGGGACUGACAUGCACUAGUGGCUUAACCCCUGCAGUAACAUUUUGCUCAAAGCAUCCGGUCCAAACGUAUGGCUAUGCGUUCUUGUUCUCCUUGACUGGCUAUUUUGGAAUCUCUUUUGUCCUGGCUUUGAUUAAAAUCUUUGGGGCUCUUUUGGCUGUGACAGUCACAACAGGAAGAAAAGCAAUGACAAUUGUACUUUCUUUUCUGUUUUUUGCAAAGCCAUUUACACUCCAGUAUGUGUGGUCAGGCUUAGUAGUCGUUCUUGGUAUUUUUCUCAAUGUUUACAGCAAGAAUAUGGAUAAAAUCAGACUGCCUUCAGUACGCGGUCUCUGGAAUAAAUGUACUGAAGAAAAAACUACAAGGACGUUGUCCGAAACUGUGUAGACUUGUGCCAUACGUUGGUCUGGACUGUUCAUUUCUGGUUUUUAUUGCAAUAGUCUCCAGCUGAUACAUUUUCCAAAGCGAAUGAUACUAAAACCAAAGGAGUCGAAGAAGUUUUGUCUACUUAUGGAUGGCUGAUAUCAUUGUUUCAGUGAAAUCCUUAUCUUUGGAGCCCUUGGAUCUCAUCCUGUGAGGGGACCUGGCCUGGAUAAUGUCAUUUGACUAUAGAUUCUGAAGGACAGUAGUUCUUGAGUGAGCUGUUGAAAUCUUCACUCCAAGUAGGGCAUGUGGAAGAAGGUGCAUGUGAUUAAUUUGGGCAUUUUAAUUGCAUCAAAGAUGCUGCUGCUGCUGAAAUCAGUAGGUCUUUGUUUUUUAUUGUUGGGAUCAGUUUAUUUAAAUGUAAUGCUGUAUAGAAACUUGAUAAACGCUAAUCAGAACCUGAUUAACUAAACUGAAAGGUUAAGCCUGCAAGGGUUUAAAUUAUUAUGCCAUAACUUUUUUCAUGUUGAAUAAAAAAAGGCUUAUCCAGGUUUUUAAAGCUUUUGUUCCCAUUGUUUUUAGUACUGAAGGUUUUCUUCUGAAAAAUGUAACUCUCCUAGUGGAGGGUUUUGAGACAAGUUCAAAGGGACCAGUCUUCUGACUAUGCAUUUUCUCUCUCUCAUUGAUUCUUAUUGAUUCUUUCACAUUAAAAUUGUAAACAAGUAUCAAGAAGGUCUUAAUGUGCCAAACAACUCAUUUCCUGGCCAUCUCUCCAUAUAGUAAAGAAAUGAGAGGAAGCUGGGAAAGAAACUAGAGAGUGGGAGAAUGGUUACUUUGCACUGUUUAUUGCUUUUUGUAAUUAGCUUAGAAACUGGCUCAUUUAGUGGAGCGCUCUUUAUAUUGCGCACUUUAAAAGUGCCGCCCUGGAUUCCUUCUGGGAGGAAGGACAGAAUAUAAAUUUAAGAAAUAAUAAAAUUAAUCUGUGCACAAAAAGCUAAACUCUGCAACCUGAAUAAAUUCUGCAGAUGUGCGUAUUUGCUUGUUUUACAUUCUUCAUUCUGCUUCUGCAAAUCAUGGGGAACUACAAACAGUUAUAAAGGAUACUCGAGCCAAAAUUUUACCUAUCACCUAUUUAAUGUUUCCUUUUAACUUUUGAGAGGCUGCCAGGCAGUGCACACACAUUUAAACCUGUUAUUAAGCCUUAUGGAGUAGCAGUUUCUUUUAAAGGAAUGUGGACAUUCUCAGGAUGCUGAAUGCUGCAAUUUACAUGUGGCAGUUGAAGAAUACAGUGUCCUGACAUUAGUUCAUGUUGUCAUGAUUUGUGACAGAUCGUCACUACUGUAUUGCAUCCAGAUAUUCAAAACAAGGACUGUGGUGUUUCUUACCAGAAUAUUUUUCUUAGCUUAGGGCAGAGAUGAGGAACCUGUGGUUCUCCAGAUGUUGUUUGGCUGCAACAUGCAUCGUCUCUGACCACUGGCCAUGCUAGUUGGGGCUGCUGGGAGUCGGAGUCUGACAACAACUGGAGGACCACAGUUUCCCUACUCCUGAUGUAAAGGAAGCAGUGAACUGGCAUUUGGUAUUCACAUUUACAUAGAUGUGUGUUAGUGUCAACCAUCUUCUAAGACAUUUAACUUCUAGAAAGCAGUGGGAAGCGAUGAAACCUGAAGAACUCAUUUGGAUUGUAUGCAUGCUAAUACGUUUUUACAAGGCACCCCAACGGCUCCACAAAAGAGGAACAAAAUAGAGGCAGAUUUAUUCAGAAUGGAUGCUAGGAAAUAUGGACAGUUGGAGCAUGAUAUACCAAAAGAAGCACAGAUCUUAUAUCCUUAUUGAUCUUUCUCCUGUCCUUAAAAGGGGUUGAUAUGUAUGCAUUGGCAAAGUGAAACAGCAAGGAAUCUCUAAAUGUUAUACACUGGUAAGACCUACCUGCUGCUGGCAUUCUUCCCUCUGCAGUACUUCACAUUAUGUAGAGCUCAGGCACGUAGCCUUGAAUGGCCUACUUUGUAAAGUGUACAUAUAAAAUUGUAAGAUAUGCAUUCCCACAUUGUAAUUGUCAAUACAUGUAGAAUUGUGGUACCAGAGAGCUAGGAAUGACUGCAGCUCACUGACAUGCAUACAUAUAGUGGACAAAAACAUGCUGAAUAUUGCAUGUAUGAUAACAACCCUUACUAUUUUCCCCCUGGAACAAAAUUCAUAUUUAAAAUGACAAAUAAGACUAGGUCCUUGUGAAAAAGAUUCAGGCCUCUGUAUUACUACCCUCUGUUUACUCUGCCCCUUACUUGCUACCUCCCCAUGUCCAAGGACAAAUAGGGAACGCUUGUGCCUGAAAUAAUGUAGGUAAUGGAUUGACUGCCAGCACUUCCUACUAUGGCAACUUGGAGAGGAUGAUGUGUUAUACAGCACCUUAUUUGCUGUUGUGAUGAGCUUUAGACGUCUCCCAUUAUUUAUUGCACAAGAAGGAGGAAAUAGUAGAGGUCACCCAAAUCAGAUGAAGGAGGCAAAUGGGAAAAGAGGGAAACAAGAGCAGGUACUUUAAAUAAUGAACUAAAAUAAUAAUCUGCUAGUGAGGUAUGUUGAGAGGGAUUGUUUUUUUGCUGAAGGGAGAAGCUUAUUUGUUUUUAUAUGGAGUAGACAGUAUAGAGUCCAUCAUAUCAUUCUGAAAAUGUUCUUGCCCUUUCUAGGUCCAGUUCAGCUGCAUAGCCUAGGCGAAUUUCACACAAGUGUAAAUUGUUCAUUGUAAAUCUAUUUUUCCAGAUGCUUUAAACCACUUUCAAGAUGAUGCUUUUUACUGAAACCAUUUCAUAUAGUCAGCAGCCAAAAAGCGUAUGUACAGUUAAGUCUCAAAAAAACUAAGUGAUGUACAUGUAUGCAAUGAAACAGCGCAUUAAUGUCACUGAUAUCUUGUGAAUGGUUCAUAUGCUUAGACUGCCAAUUAAUUUAAGGUCUGCAGUAAAUGAAAUAAUUAAGCUUUUUGCAAAACUGUUUAUUUGAUUAUGGUGGAUUGCUUAUAGUUUUGUGGCAAGGGUAGCCAUCACAGUGCCUUCCAGAUAUUGUGGACUACACCUUCCAUGUGCUCCAGCCAGCAUGUCCAAUGGUCAGGGAUGAUGGGAGGUAUAGUCCACACUAUGUUGGCUACCUCUGUUCUGUGAAAUGGAGCAGCUGUUGAACACAGAAUUCAGCCCUCUCCAUGUUUCUUGUUAUGUCUGGAUUAAAAGCAAAACACCACACUCCUUAACUAUAAUUGGGGACCGUUUUCCAAGCAUUAAA